AUGGAAGUUUCGGUGAAACAGAAAAAUUUUCCUGAAAUUUGUCAAAAAUAUUUUUGCAAUGUUAAUGAUACAUUUAAUAAUCAUCGAGGCUGGACUUAUGUUCCAAUACCAAUAGAGCAAUUGAUUUAUGCUCAAGUUAACGUAUCACUUAAAAAAAAAUUGGAUCCAGUUGUUAAUUUUGAUGAUCAAGAUGAUUAUUAUGAUAUUUUAAGUGAAAUCAAAGAUUUGAUUCCACAACAAUCUAUUCCAACAGAUAAAGUAGCUUUAACUCUUUCUACUUCAAUCUCAUCUUCAGGGUAUCAAUAUUUGUCAUUUGAUAAUGCAUCCGAAUUGCUUUCUUCCUUGGAAAUUCUACUUUGUUUUAUCAAAAAAACUUUAGUAGGGGAUGGAGAAAUUCUGAUUGAUGAAUAUGUUAAUCAAUGGAUGAAACUUUCAAAUCUACUUGAUAAUGAAUCAUUCGUUGGUAUUCUAAAUGCAAGUUUGAAAUUGAAACAUUUAGUAGCAUUAUAUGAAUUGGUCGAAGAACAAGUUGCAAAUGGUGUUAUCAAAUAUAUAGAAGACAAAUAUAAAGAAACUUUGACACCAGAAUCGGAACAAGAUAUCACAUCAGCUAUUAGUUAUGAAUCUUCUGAAGAUUAUUCAUUAUCAUCAACCACUAUGGAUAUGGAUGGUGAACAAACAAAAAUACCAGCAGAACAUUUUGAAUCAGCCUUAAAAAGGUUUAUGUUAAAAUUAUUUUUCGGACAUGUCACUUAG
This is a messenger RNA of Diversispora eburnea, 756 nucleotides long. The record is from the annotation of a GenBank genome assembly. NCBI's taxonomy places the organism in Eukaryota, Fungi, Glomeromycota, Glomeromycetes, Diversisporales, Diversisporaceae.